ACAAGCCACUCCUCCUUCAGACAGAAUGAAAGUAACUCCGACAGUCUGAGCGGGAGAAAAUGGCUAACACUCAGGAACUGUUCGACUGCUCCAUAUGUUUACAGUUACUGGAGGAUCCGGUGACGACAGCCUGUGGACACAGUUACUGUAUGAAAUGCCUCAAUGCCUUCUGGGAUAGAAAUAAUAACAGAGGAAGAAGUUACAGCUGCCCUCAGUGCAGGCAGACUUUCCACCCGAGGCCUGAUCUGAAGAGGAACACACUUCUGGCUGAUCUGUUGGAGGAACACAGGAGGGCAACUGGUCAAAGUGGUGCAGCUGGUGACACCUAUGCUGCACCAGGUGAUGUGCAGUGUGACGUUUGCGCGGGGAGAAAAAGAAAAGCUUCCAUGUUCUGUCUCAUGUGCUUGGCCUCUUACUGUGAGACUCAUCUGAAGCCUCACUUUGAGGUGCCACCGUUAAAAAAACACAAACUGAUUCAAGCCUCGGCGAGGAUCAAAGACAGCAUCUGUGGCCGUCAUGACAAACUUCUGGAGGUUUACUGCCGCACUGAUCAGCAGUUCAUAUGCCUGCUGUGUCUGAUGGAUGAGCACAAAGGCCACGACACUGUGACAGUUGCAGUACAACGGGGUGAAAUGCAGAGACAACUGGAGAGGAAUAAACAAGAAAUCGCAGACAGAGUGAUGAAUUCAGAGAGGAAAAUGGCAGAGCUGAGGCAGGCUGCAGACUCUAUAAGAGAUGCCGCAUGGGAGGCGUGUGACGACUUUGAGCGACAGUGUGCGGAACACAUUCGUUUCUACACCCUUUUGGUGGAGAGGAAGUGCUCUGAGAUGAGAGAGAAAGUUGGAGAAGCAGAGAAAGCUGGAGUGGACUGGACCGACAGUCGUCUCGGGCGACUGAUACGUGAGGUGCUUGAGCUGAAGACGAGAGAGGAUAAAAUCAACCAGCUUUCACAAACAGAGGACCUCAUUCAGUUCUUUCAGGGUUUCCAGGCCCUGGGUGACCUCCCUGCAUUCACAGACUCACAUGAAAGACCUGACACACUGACAAAGUUUGUCACUGCACAGAAAGAUAAACUGAAAAAUGUGUGCAACAAAGGAAAGAAAGAAUUAGUCACUCACUCUGAAGAAAAUAUGUUGUCAAAACUGCCAACGCUACAUAAGGAAAUAACAUCAAGGACAGACCUGUUCACCAAACGUAAGAGCUCCAAAAUAGAGGUGGAUCCCAACACAGUAGCAGCAUGUCUUUGCUUGUCUGAUGGAAACAGAGAGAUAUCGUGGGGUGGCAGGGACCAGGCUCACCCUGAUAACCCUGACAGAUUCACCUUCAAUCACCAGGCUCUGUGCCAAAAGGGCCUUGAAGGGAGCCACUACUGGGAGGUGGAGUGGGACGGUGGCGUUGUCGAUUUGGCUGUGUCAUACAAAGGCAUUAAAAGAAAGGGUUUGGGCAAAGAGUGCUGUUUUGGCCACAAUGGUCUCUCCUGGAAAUUAACGUGCUCUUCGUCCGGCUGCAGGUUUUGGCACAAUAAUCUUCACAAAGGCCAAAUUCCUCCAGCUCGCUCCCGCAGAGUGGGUGUACACCUUGAUUUUGAAGCAGGAAGACUGGCCUUCUACAGUGUUUCUGACACUGAAACGUUAACGCUGCUGCACCAAAUCCAGACCACCUUCACUGAACCUCUAUAUCCUGGGUUUUCUGUUGAUUUAGGUUCAACACUGAGAAUAUGCAACAUCUAAUCCAGUCUACAUUAAAGCGGUAGCUGCGAGACUGGCUGCCAUUUAUGAUAGAGGAUAGAAGGAUAGAAAAAAGUAGAAAAAAACAUUAACAUAUGCAAAGUUUGGCGUGCGUGUAUGUGUGUGUGUGUGUGUGUGAGAGAUAUGUAUGCAGAAAUUAGGCAACAUAUAUGGAUGAUUUUGGAGUGAUUGAGAAUCUUGAUUAUGAAUCAAGAAGUGGAAAAUGGAAAAUUCUUUUAUAAUAUUUUUCCUCUUAAAUGUUGCUAAAAAAAGUGCAUCAAAAGAUCUUUCUGAAGAGCAUUUUCAGAGAUGUGAAAUUACAUUUUAUUGUUAUUCACCAAAUUUAAGGCCAAUUAUUCAUUGCAAUGAUAAUAAAUUCUAAAAGGAACAAAACAGAAGAUAAUCUUUAAAACUCAUCCAUUUACAAAUGUUGAGUCGAUUUCAGAAAGCUUGAAACAGUUGAGAAGAGGGUUCAAAAAAAGAUAUUGCUUACUUUUAUUAUGAGCUAGUCCAACAAACUUUAUAUUGUUUCAUUUGAAACUUUGCUGGUUGAAAACUUUAUUUUGUGCUUUAUGCUUUACAAUGGAAUAAUCCUCAUUCAAGCCUCACAACAGCGUGCAACUUUCAAAUUGAACUUUAAGUUUCUUAGUAAAUUGUUGUCUGGUUUAUACUAUGAUGAGAGAUGUUGAGUUUACAUGUAGGCUGUGCCACAUGACUGGUGUUAUGGUGUGGCGUUUUUGUUGUGUCAUUUGUUGUAUGUUGGAGAACUGCAGUGGAAAUAAGUCUUUAAGACUUUUAUGUGUUUUAAUCCUUGAUGAUUGUAACUAGUGUUGUACAUAUUCUGUGUUUUUAAUAAUCAGAAAAUCAACAGAGCCGACUGACUUUCAUUUAAUUGACUAAAAUAAAGGAAGCUUUGCUAAUGA
Dicentrarchus labrax (European seabass) is the source of this 2650-nucleotide messenger RNA. RefSeq names its product E3 ubiquitin-protein ligase TRIM47. NCBI's taxonomy places the organism in Eukaryota, Metazoa, Chordata, Actinopteri, Moronidae. The transcript has 6 exons. The record is from RefSeq and is a predicted model, not a curated record. Bases 60 to 1730 code for a protein of 556 amino acids. Gene Ontology annotation, molecular function: zinc ion binding; protein binding.